Anthostomella pinea is the source of this 999-nucleotide messenger RNA. NCBI's taxonomy places the organism in Eukaryota, Fungi, Ascomycota, Sordariomycetes, Xylariales, Xylariaceae. The record is from the annotation of a GenBank genome assembly.
AUGUCUUUGGUCGAUGUGCUCAUCGUUGGCGGCGGCCCAUCGGGUCUUUCUGCUGCGCUGACUCUGGUCCGCCAGAAACAUUCCGUUCUUCUGUUCGACACUAGCGAGUGUCGGGCUGCGCCCUCUUACCUCCUCCAUGGCCAUAGCGGCUCGGACAACCAGUCCCCGGCUGACUACCUCAAGCACGCUCGUGGUGAACUGGAGGCCUACUCAAGUUUCGCCUUAAGUAGUGUCAACAUCACAGGCUUGGCCAAGAUCAAUGGCGGGUUCCAAGCCACCGACGAGACUGGAACGAAAUACAUGGGCAAGAAAGUUAUCCUGGCUAGUGGCGUUGUUAGCAUAUUCCCUAUCAUUCGAGGUUAUGUGGACUGCUGGGGCAAGGGAAUCAACCACCAAGUUCAGGUUACUGACCCUAUACGCACCAACUUCCACAACCUCUUCGCGCAGGCAUAUCAGGAAGAUACGUCGAAAGUCCACGCCGGUGUUCUUGCUGUCGACUGGAUCGCAAUGCCGCAGUUCACCUUCUACCUGUCGCACAUGGCCACGCAGGUGGCCAACUCCGUUACCAUCUACACGCAUGGAAACGAAGAGCUGGCAGCCACCCUUGCACCCACCCUCGAGGGCAAGCCAUGGAAGACCGACACUCGCAAGAUCGCCAAGCUGGCACUUAAGUCGUCCGGAGACACCGCGGUCGAAAUCACCUUCGAGGAUGGCAGCACGGCGACAGAGGCGUUCAUCGGCCACAGUCCGAUGGCGACGGUUCGCGGUCCCUUUGCCGAGCAGCUGGGCCUCAAGCUAUCGCAGACUGGCGGCGAGUACGAGGUCUUUGGACCUUUCAACCGCACGAGCGUCAAGGGCGUGUUCGCGGCUGGGGAUGCCGUGACUAUGUUCAAGGUGUGGCCGAACGCUGUUGCGAGCGGAGCGCAGACGGCGUCGGGUGUCGCUAUCAAUCUGCAGGAGGAAAAAUGGAAUCUCCCCCCUAUCUUCCCUUCGGAGUAG